AUGUCCUUCUUACUGCUCUACCACCGUAUCUUCCAGAUUUCUGAGAGGUUUGUUCAAGCAUGGUGGAUUGUUCUUGGAAUAGUCUUCCUUACCUUUUGGAUUUUGGUUGCCGGCUCCCUCACUGAAUGCGGUAGUCCAUCAGCCCUAGGACAUAUUGAGAGUUGCGAUACCCCCUCAAUGAUACAUCGACAGCAGGUCUUCGUCAUCUAUGGCUGCGCAGUGAACGUCUUCUCAGACCUGGCUAUCAUGGCAUUACCACUAGCAAUGCUCAAAAGUCUCCAGAUGCGCACGUCGGUAAAACUCGGCCUGGCUGGUGUCUUCUGCUGCGCCUUCGUCACAAUUGCGUUUGACAUUCUACGCGCCGUCGAGACGGACACGAAGGGCCGAAUUGAAGGCUCUACCGCGCUUUGGACGAACCUCGAGUCAGCCGUUGCGGUUAUUGUGUCCUGUCUUCCUAGCGUCGCUGCCUUAUUCAGUCCAAAGAACGAACGCAAUGGUGUCAGGAAUCGCAGUCCUCAUAGGCAACAUUCACUGGUCAUCUCGAACUCCGCGAAACACUGUGUGAGUGCUGGAAGCUCCGUCAAGAGCGGAUUUAAUGGCCGAGCUCUGAAAAGUGUGACUCCAAUGUGCUUUCCACUUCGCCCCGUCAUCAUGUCUCUCUUGCUCCUACUCCCGCCCCCUUUCAAUGCAUCUCCCACGGCUCCGAAUGAUCAAAAUGUGCCAGUGAUUUUCAACUCGACUACGAAUGUUAUCGUACCCCACUGCUACAUUCCAGAUGGCCAAGACACCCCCGGAAUUCGUCCGACCAAUCUGAAAGGGUGCCAAGAUGCCCUCGCAGUCCUUGUCCGCACACCAGACUUCACAACGCGCUUUCGCUUCAGCAAGAAUCCCAGAGCAAUGGCCAAAGAGGUCCCGGUGGGCUGGCAGCUGAGCCAUGAGUCGGAAUGCAGAAUUGUGGUCAACUGCGAAAACGAUCGCGACACGGCUGUGUUUAGAUUUGCUGAUGUUGCACGAAUUGCGAAAUUGAUUAUGGAUAACUGUGUCGGUAAACCAGAUCCUUCUGGGAGAUACCCGCUACUGAAAUGGGGUGGCGUCCAUGGAAUUGCGGAGGAGGAGACGUUCUAUGUGGCUGUUGGAAGGCCUCAGUCUGCACUGGAAUUCAAGGUGUCGAAUCAGACGGUGGUCACCAGUGGGGGACUGGUUGACGGAGGCGUUGAGUCCGCGUGA
Messenger RNA from Letharia lupina, 1227 nucleotides. RefSeq lists its product as uncharacterized. Lineage: Eukaryota; Fungi; Ascomycota; Lecanoromycetes; Lecanorales; Parmeliaceae. The transcript has 4 exons. The coding region runs from base 1 to 1227 and encodes 408 amino acids. The record is from RefSeq and is a predicted model, not a curated record.